GUCUACGUUUAUUCAGCUCUCUUAAACGAAUAAGCUUGCACUAGAGCCCGAUUUCUCUUCCGGCCUUAUAGCCACUACCGAGUAAUAAAAUGCAAAUGACCAACACCACCACGAAUAAAAAACACGCAUUGCUGUAAGACACUUGUUUUUCUGCAAUUACGGCUCAUUUUAUGUUUCUUUAAAGACAAUCUUCUUAGAUGUCUCAAGGCGUCUUCGAACACUUUGCUGGAAGACAUAAUCGUCAUGGGAGAUCAAGAUCUCAGGGAUCCAUUCAGAAUGAACUCCUGACAGAUUUUUGGCAUGAUUAUCUGAAGAAAGAUUCUUCGAGUGAGCUUGACCAAGAAUUCCUCUCCUUUCCCAGCAGUGCUCUUGAGUCGUACACUUAUACACCUCUUACAAAUGGCUCUGGGGGAACGUUACCGUUAAGUCUGCGUUCUAAUUACAUGCAAUCCCCAAGAAUGAGAGACCAGACGAAGGCCGAACAACAAUACUAUAGUGCUGCCUGUUUAAGUCGAGAAGCACUAAACUCUAGACACUUACGUUUGUUUUUCGACAACCCUAAAAAACGACGCUCUCUAUCAGAUAUAAGUUCCUUUCCUUUUCCUUCAAACAAACGUACCCAUCGAAGUUCUCCUCAGCUACAAGCAAUAAUUACUACCCAACACAAAACAUUCGAUAUAUGGUCUGCGAACGAUUACUUUUGUCUGUUGUUUGGACUUGCCGGGUCACAAUUAAACAAGUUUAAAGUCUUUACCAUUUUCCCGCCUUACUUUGCCGAAGAACUGGGCGCACAGUUCUCAUCCUUUCCACCAGCAGAACCCGGAAUAGAGGAAAGAGUCAUCUAUUGUGGUGACACAUUUCCGGUCCAAACUGUAGACGGUUUGCGUCUUAUGGCAUUUUGGGUGAAGGAAAAGGGUGACCAGCUCAUUUGGAUUCUCGAAGCUGUCGAAUGUACAUAUCAUGACUUCACUGUUGCUGAAGACGGGCAUGUCUACAGUAUCACUUCCGGCAAAGAACUCGACAUUUCCCUCCUUUCGUCUCGAUUCCCAACAAGUUGGUCCGAUCGAGUAUUCACAACACACCAUAACAAGUCGGAAUCGGCUUUUCCUAGUGUUAUAUUUCCCAUCGGUGAGAGUACUUACCGGUUCAACGUGUUUCAACAUAUGGCGGGAUUGCUAUUCUUGAAUUCCCGGCUAAUUAUGUUUUCAUUGAAUGAAGCACUCAUGGAGAACUUGUUGGGACUAGAUGAUUUGUACGGAAAACACAUAAGUGUGAUUAUGCCAGAAUUUGAAGCAGUGUUAUCGCAGCUCUGUCAAGAUGGAAACACACUGCUUCCUGGAAAGGUUAUAUCUGAAGUUCACUUUAGACAUGCAUAUAAUAACGCUAUGCAUGCUGGCUCUUCCGAAUCUAUGAAUCCACAUGUUUGUCAUGCUGACGGUUCGUUGAUUGAAGUUAAUGUCAACAUCGUGACUUUACCGUUCGUUUCUGCGGGCAGAGAGGACGUAAUAUAUGGUGUUUGGCUGAGGUUCACUUCUGAACAAUUAGCGUAUAAUGAACUGCUUCCUUAUAGGGUAUUGACUACUUUUGCUGAAGAUGCUAUUAUUGAAGAUGCAGCAGAAAACCAGCAGCCAGCUUCCAUUCCUGAUGAAGCUGAAGACUGGGAAUCGCCCCCAACAACAAUAUCUGCAUACCAUACAAUCAAAGAAUUGGGUGUUGGUGCCUAUGGCCGGGUACGCCUAGCUUCAUAUAAACGAAAACGGGACCAUGAAAUUAUUGUCAAAUGUAUUAUAAAGACUCGCAUCCUCUUGGAUGCUUGGAUGCGUGACAGACAGCUGGGCACUGUCCCUAUGGAAAUCAGUGUUCUUAAUUUCCUUAUUGACCGGCCGCAUCCGAACGUUGUGAAAAUGAUUUCAUACUUUGAAGAUGAUGACAACUACUACCUGGUGAUGGAGCCACACAGAAAUGCAAUCGAAUUAUUCGACUACAUUGAAGUCCGAGAAAAAAUUCCUGAAGAGGAGUGUAAAGCAAUCUUUUAUCAGAUGGUGUUAGCCGUCGCUCAUCUCCACUCCUAUAAUAUUAUUCACAGAGACAUUAAAGACGAAAAUAUAGUCAUAGAUGAUCGUGGGUGGGCCAAGCUUAUUGAUUUUGGAAGCUCUAGUGUUACUUGGAGAGGCCCCUUUGAUACAUUUCGAGGAACUGUUGGCUUUGCUGCACCAGAAUUACUUCGAGGAGAGAAGUACCUGGGUAAAGAACAGGACAUCUGGGCGCUAGGCGUUCUUCUGUAUACAAUACUGUAUCGUGAAAAUCCUUAUUAUAAUAUUGAAGAGAUUUUGGACGCGGAACUGCGCAUACCUUAUAUAAUUUCUGAAGAAAGUGCAGAUCUUAUAAGAAAGUUGCUUGAUAGAAACGUUGAAGCCAGACUUACUAUUGAGCAAACCUUGCAACAUAAAUGGUUUGACAACAUUCGAGACCUUGACGAAAAACUUAUCCCAGUUCCAUUGACGCUCACAUAGCCGCUAGCUUUUUUACGAUGCAUUAGCAGUAGUAUCAUCGUAAUUAGAUGUCACAAUUUAGUUGAAUAUUUGUUCUAUGAAAUAUUACGGUCGUUGAACAUGUCUAAAACUUAGAAAAGAGUGAUUGUUGAAGGCGAAUUAAGAAAGAACCCA
Messenger RNA from Schizosaccharomyces japonicus yFS275, 2666 nucleotides. Its product is annotated as CAMK/CAMKL/PASK protein kinase Ppk6. The transcript has 4 exons. Gene Ontology annotation, molecular function: protein serine/threonine kinase activity; protein kinase activity; kinase activity. Gene Ontology annotation, biological process: regulation of establishment or maintenance of cell polarity. The record is from RefSeq and is a predicted model, not a curated record. Gene Ontology annotation, cellular component: cytoplasm. The coding region runs from base 198 to 2513 and encodes 771 amino acids. Lineage: Eukaryota; Fungi; Ascomycota; Schizosaccharomycetes; Schizosaccharomycetales; Schizosaccharomycetaceae.